AUGACUCCAAUUCCUGCAUUGAUGCGAUCGCUAUGUCUAGAUGAAGAAGAGGAAGAAGAAUACCUUCCAACACCUACACCAAAUCGCGGGCUGGAAGUUCUAAAUCAGCAUAUUGAAAGAUUAAGCGGUGGAAGAAUUAGUCCGGUGCGCUUUCAACUCACGCAGCCAAUUCAAGAUGUCGCCAGAAGCACGCGCUCCUACAUAAGACGCAAGUCAAAAGAACUAGUAGGAACAACACUAGAAUGUAUUGCACCAGGGCAGUCUAAUGAACUUCUUGCAUUGGUCGCAAAUCCAACGCCAAUAGAACCUGAACCAGUAAACAACAUUAUGGCGACCCUGCUUUCACUUUACGAAGGCGCGACAUCUUGGUAUACAAAAAUGACAAUCUUGUCUAUUUUUGCGCAGCACUACACUAAAACGCAACUGAAAGACCUGGUUCCAGGCCUCACAACUUGGCGAAUUGAUCAAGCAAGAAAGCAUGCUGUGGUUGUUGGUGCAGGCCAUUCUGAAGUUAGAGAACCCGUGAUGCGUUAUCGUCUUGAAGGAGAGAAAGUCGACCACUUCCUAGAUUUUAUAAGUAGCCCUCACUACCUUCAGGAUGUAGCCUAUGGUACAAGGAAGAUAAAAAUGUCAUUUGGAGAAUGUUUGGAGAUACCUGACUUAGUGCGCACUGUCAUUAGUUCCAGAAUGGUCAAACUAUAUCAGUUGUAUUGCAGUGAAGUUGGCUUUCAACCUCUUGGUAGAUCGACCCUAUUUUCUAUCCUUAAGGUAAAGAAAAAAAUAACUAGAGUAGUCUAAACUGUUAACUGUGAUUUUGGUCAGAAUUAACAAGAGUGUAAAAUAGCGGCUGCAAGUACUCUAGACUCUUUGGUUGUGGGAAGCAGGAUAAAAAGCCACGUUAUGUAGUGAUGUGUUACCAAAUUUUUUCUUUCACAGAUAUGUGCAGCUUCCCAGAAAAAGUCCCUUGCCGGCCUUGAUAACGUCACAAGCGAAGGUGCAUCAGCAUUUGAUACAUUGGAAAGGGUUGUAGAAACUAUGACAUCUCUAGGUACGCUUAAGGUGAUUCAUUAGUAAUAGAACCUAACAUAGAUUGUAGAUGAAACUUGGUACACUGAUUGAACAAGUCAAGAAGAUGGUAAAAAAGUAAUAAAAAGUGGGGGUCACCGUGUUCGUUUUGACGUGAAAAUGAUGACAAAUAGGGCUAUUUGGGAGCAUUUGCAAAAACCGCGGGCAGCCAAAACUAGACAAAAAGGAGAUAUUUUUUAGAUGAUGCUUGUGGUAUCCCACAGAAUUUGACUUUAAUGUACGGUUUAUCCACUUACGUACCAGAAAAAUGCCUUUGUUUUUACUUUACGCUCUAAAGUGGAAUUAAAUUAGACACGCGCUAUUCGACCCUUGAUAGCUCAAUCGGUACAAUUUAGUAAAAUUGCCAAAAAACUGAACAUAGAUUUGUGCCAAUUUCUUUCUCAUCGAAAGGAAGCACUGUCCUUAUUAAAAUCAUGAAAUAAAAAAUGGGGGUCACCGUACUCGUUUUUGCGGUAGAGUUGCAGAAAGUGCGUACCAAAUGCAUUUUCUCCGAUUUUUGAGAGAGGACUGGGGCGAGUUUCAAAUAGAAUGCAUGGUAAAGGGAGAAGAAAGUAUUAAAAAAUCCGUUUUUACAGAAUUUACAUCGAGAUAUUACAUUGAGGACACAAUGUGAUAAAGAAAGCGUUUAAAUGAAAAUCAAAGUGAGUAAGCACAAGUUAAACAUCCACUAUCGAGGUUCUCCGUGAGGAAGUCGAACUCAUUAACACGCGUACUGCUUACGUUAUGCACAUUCCCAACACAUUGAGUCUUUCCUGGACAAGAAACAACAGCAAGUAAAAAUUCCAAUAGCGUUUCUCUUCAGUCGACUUCAUUUUAAUAAUGUUACUUCACAUGCUCUUUUUUACGGAGGCCAUCUUGUUAUGCGCAGUAAGAGAUGCGCAAUGCAAAACUAGGGAAUCACCUUAACCUACAACCUGUAAGUUAGUAACCAACCCCACCGUCUAUUCUGCUUUUAUGCCCUAUUUAAUUUUUGAUCGCUUGUAGAUGACUUUGCUAGGUGAGAUUUAGAGUAUAAGCCGAUUUAUUUGUACUUGCUGUAGGUUCAUCUCUCCAGUGGGCUGAUAACGUUAGACAAAGGGUACGAGCAGCUAAACGAUACUUAAAAGCUGAUUACAAACUUCAUGUGUUGAAGGAAAGUCCCUGUGCUGAUCACUGUAUACGAUUCGCCCUAUCAUCCGAUGACGUCCAGUACAAAACGGCCCGUGACCAUGAACACACUAUGCAGUGUGAUCGAUGUUUAGACUGUGCUAACGUAGCUCACGACAUCAUUGCUGGACUAGACAGUGGUGAUAUUUCGUUUAGGUAAAAAAUACAGUUGCAUACUAUUAGACAUAUGCCAAAUAUUUAUGACUUUAAGGAAAACGCGACCCGCGCUUUUUGUUGCAAACAUUAAGGUUGGUACCUUUGUCCCUAGCGUCUGUUACACGGGAAAAAAGAAACAACGACAUCAAGAACAAACAAACAAAAAAGUAGAAGUUUGUCGCUUACGACAAGUGCCUUAACCUUUGUCUAAGGCUUUCUUCAUUGUACGAUAUAUUGUUAACAGCUAAUGCACAAGACAAGUGAAAAAGCGCGAACAAUUAGUAUUCAUUCCCUUUCCAUUCUUCCCUGUACUCAUCUCUCUUGGUGAAAUCUCCAAAAGAGCAUUUUCUGUAACGUUGUCAUUAUUUCAAAAUCAAUUUUUUUUUCAGUUACCAGGAGCAGAAAGAAGAGCUCAAAUAUGACAUCGAGAAAGCCACUGAAAGAAUUAUGGACUGGAAAUCGCACAUAGUGAGAGCUACCAAUCAAGAAAAAGCCAAAAUAAACAUUCUUGAUAAUCUUACUGAGCGGCAGGUGCUAGUGGUGAUGGAUUGGGCCAUGAAAUGGCUCCCAAGAAGCUACAGAGAAACCCAGGCAGAAUGGCUUGGGAAAAAAAGAGUCAGUUGGCAUGUGUCGGCCUGCAUAACAAGACCUGAUAACGAGGAAGCGGAAUUUGACGUAAACAAAUUUGCUUUCUGAUUCUAAUUAUCUUUAAACUUCAAAGCACGUCACUUGAAUUGAUUUGUCAGAAAAAAAUCAGUUUCAUUCCUUACGAACAAGCCAUAAACGCACGUGUAAUGCUUUUUUUUUUCGUGCUAGCUGCUCUAUAGAGGCAUAGUUUUUGCGGAAGAUGAAGUGAAAGAUACAUAUUUUUUGCCCCAGUUCGUUGGAGUGCAUGUAAAACAAACAGACAUGUGCUCCGUAUGUGGACGAAAACGCAGAUCUAGUGAAGUGUUGUACGUGAGACAACGGGAAUCAAUGGCAGAUCUAGGGGGAGGCUGGGUCCCUGGGGGACUCGGGCAACCACCUUCUUCUUAGGUCAAACUGAGGCCGCAAGGCCGACAUGAUAUAUAAGUUCUGGAUAAGCAGAGACUCUCUGCUAAGUUGAAGGUGUGAAUCCGCUAGUGAAAAUACAGGUCCACUCAGGUUUAAGUUUGAACCAUGGGCGCAUGUUUCCCCCACCCAGGCUUAUAAAUAUACCGCUGGUUACAUGUAACUUUUCAUGAAUUAGCACCCCGUUUAGAGGAGAGCGAGAGAGAAUUUACGUCAUUUCACUCGGAAAUAUGACAAGAUCGGGGUUCCUGGGUCUUCUUGUUUUUUUUUUCUGAGUUGUCGUUACUGGAGGUGAGCCGGGAGACAAUGAAGGCGUUUGUAAUCGAUAGGCUACAGUUGACGUUACAUUAAAAAUUUUUAAUGGUCAUUUUGUUACAAUCUUUUUGUAUUUUUUUCUUUCCAAAGGUUCGGACUUUCGUUCACAUUCUUGAUAAAGGCAACCAAGAUUGGUUUGCAGUCUUAUCAAUUCUGGAAGACCUUGUUCAGCAGCUUAAGCGGUUGUCCCCACUUCUGAAAGAACUAUUUUUACGAAGUGACAACGCUGGCUGCUACCACAACGCUGCGUUACUUAUCAGUGCGCCAACCAUUACAAGAACAGGGGGGUUGGCGCUUAAGAAUUACAGCUUCAGUGAGGCGAACAGCGGGAAACAUGUCUGCGACAGAAAGAUCGCACCCCUCAAAGCACACAUCGGAAGAUAUCUUAAUGAAGGUGACAAAUAGUUUCGGACUAUUAAAAAUUAAUAAGAGGCUGUAAAAAUAGUAAAGUUAUUUGCAUUUCCGAAGACCACAAAAAGUCCGACGAGCAACAAAAAACGUUUUGCGUUUUAAUUGGCCCGCCAACGGUUCACAGCACCCUUCUUUUCACAGUUUUUACGGAUAAUUCUGUCUUGUUUUAGGUCACGAUGUUAUAACAGCGCGUCAGUUAAAGGAAGCUAUUGACUCCUAUGGGGGAAUAAAGGGCUGUCGAGCAUCAGUGAUUGAAUUAGACACAAGAAAGCAAACAACUAACGCGCCCAAGUUAAGUGGUAUUAGCCAGUUAAACAACUUCGAAUAUACUAAAGAUGGUGGAAUGACUGUCUCGAAGGCGUUUAAAGUUGGAGAAGGUAGGAAAAUUUCCAAACAAGAGCUUGCUAAGGUGGGCCAGCCACAGAGUGAGACAGGGGUGAAAGUAAUAUUGCCUUUUUGUGAUCCAGUUAACGCUACCGGGUUGUUAAAGAAAGCUUCGACGCGGCCGCCUGGUGACCAAGCCCAACAGACCGUCGUUUCUCCUACAAAUGACGAGGGCAUUCCUUGGUUCACUUGCCCCGAACAGGGCUGUAUCAAGACGUUCAGAACAAAUCAAACCCUUCAGAGACACUUGGACUUUGGCCGCCAUGAGAUUAAACUCCACGAAGAGUCACAAUAUGACCAGAUCAGACACAAAUGGGCUGAGCAUUGCUCAAGUUUGAAACCACAAAAUCCCUCCUGUGCCUUAAAAAGCCAGUUCGUCCUUUGGAGUAACGGAAGAAAAUGUUUUGUCUAUGGGGUGGGCGCAGACUAAAUCAAAGCGAAGAAGCAGGUUUUCUGUUAAAGUUAAGAACUAUCUGCUCGAGCAGUUCAUGAUUGGUGAAGAAACUGGUCGGAAAGUCACCCCUGCCGAAGCUUCAGCACGAAUGCGCACAGUACGUACCGAGGAGGGAGCUCGGAUAUUUGGCAAAGACGAGUGGCUCACUCCCCAGCAAGUUAAUAGCUAUUUUUCGAGGUUGGCUGCAAUGAAAAAAAUCGAUCAGCAACCAGCAGCAUUGGUUAGUCUCGAAGAAGAAGAUGCUGAGGCAAUAGUC
This is a messenger RNA of Porites lobata, 5258 nucleotides long. The record is from the annotation of a GenBank genome assembly. Lineage: Eukaryota; Metazoa; Cnidaria; Anthozoa; Scleractinia; Poritidae.